Lates calcarifer (barramundi perch) is the source of this 2612-nucleotide messenger RNA. Its product is annotated as matrix remodeling-associated protein 8. NCBI's taxonomy places the organism in Eukaryota, Metazoa, Chordata, Actinopteri, Centropomidae. The record is from RefSeq and is a predicted model, not a curated record. Gene Ontology annotation, cellular component: membrane; cell surface. Bases 204 to 1538 code for a protein of 444 amino acids. Gene Ontology annotation, biological process: establishment of glial blood-brain barrier; cell adhesion. The transcript has 10 exons.
GUCUGCCUGAUUUAUGCUAAACCUUGCAGCGUCUAUUAUGCCCUUACUACAUUUUUGUCUUGGAAGAGUGCAGCACUAAAGGUAUUGGGUUUCAUUGGCUGGCGGAGGCGGAGCGUGUGUUGGCUCCAGACGGCAGAGAUACAACAACAUACAGCUGAGCUGCUGCUCGAUGAACUUGAGGCAUUCUUGUGUUUUAUCAAUUGAUGCGCGCACCACCUCUGACAGGCCUUUACCUCCGCUGUCAGCACUGUGAAAAAAAGAUGCACCUCGAUAUGAUUCUCCUACAGAUUCUUGCUGUGCUCUUCCUGCCUGGAGCAUGGGGUCAGAGCAGCAGCAGCAGGCUCGGUGUGGUGGUGGAGGCCAAGAACAUCACCCUCCCUGCGGGGUCUAAGGCUGACCUGCCUUGCCACAGCCCCCGCAUGGUGUGGACCCGGGACAGACUGAAGGACCGUCAGAGGGUGGUGCACUGGGACUUGGUCCGCAGCAGCCCGGAUUAUUCUGUAGAGCGAGUCCUGGACAUGUCCCCCGGAGCACGCCAAAGGGUCUACAAUGGAUUCAACAAAGGCCGUAUUUCCAUCCCAGAAUCUGCUUUCAAUGAUGGCAACUUCUCCCUUAUCAUCAACAAUGUGGUUGCAACUGACAAAGGAGUUUAUACUUGUAAUCUGCACCAUCAUUACUGCCAGAUUCAUCAGUCCAUUCAAAUCCAGCUCAAUGUGACUAAGUCAGCUCGGAAAGAGAAACGCUACUGGGAUGGAGAGAAGACUAUAUUCGUGGUCUUAUUGGGCAGCUCAGUGGUACUGCCUUGUGUGAACCGGCGCCCCCUGUGGAGAGAGGGUCUCCAGGAGGACCAGCAGCAGGUGGCUCACUGGGACUUCCAGCCCCCUGGAGUGCGUCCUGACAAAGCUGACCGCCUGGUGGACCUCUACGCCUCUGGAGAGCGCCGGGACUAUGGGCCGCUCUUUGCCCAGAGCAAGAUGAGUGUGGCUGAGGAUGCCUUUACAUUAGGGGACUUCUCACUGUCCAUCUCUGACUUGAAGCCUGUCGACAGAGGCCUGUACUCCUGCCAUCUUCACCACCACUACUGCGGUCUGCACGAGAGACGGAUCUUCAGGCUCACCGUGGGACCUCCGCUUCCGUCCGCCCCCACCACAGCGCCCAGAAUUUUCCAGAAUGAUGAGCCAGGGCCAAGGUCUGAUGAGGUGGAGAGUCCACGUGUAGUGAACGUCAUUCUCCCCGAGCAUCGAGGUUAUUUUGUGCAGCACUUGGGCUACUUCCUGGCAACUUUCUUGCUGCUGGCGUUCAUCGUUGUUGCUGUCAUUGUGCUGACACGACGACGCAAAAAGAGAGGGCUGGAGUAUGACCUGCGCAGAUCUGAACGGGGAAAUGUGAUCAGUGGAGGUGAAAUGCCAUUAGACUGCACAGAGAUGAGGACCUGUAACCAUGAACCUCUGAAUUCAGACUACAAAAACAACCUACUGAAAGAGAGAGAUAUGACCAAAGACUGCAAUAAGGACUUUGAUGGAAAGCUGUGGAAGUAAGUACGAUAUUUCUGAGAUGCUGCUGGCAGGUCCAGGGCAAACACCGGAAGAGUAAAGGACCAUACAGAAAAGGAGAAAAAAGGGAGGAAACCCAGGAGAGGACAGGAGGAAUGCUCCCUCUGCUGUAACUCUAGCACACUAAGCUUUUUCACUAAAAGGCAUCAUAAUUUUUUAUGUGUAUUUGUUUAUAUAACUUGCAUUUUCACCAGCUGUAACACUAAGGUUAAACAUUUAUUUGUUCCUUACUCUUUGCAUUCAUUGGUUGAAUAUUAGACUUUUUUAUCAACAUUUUUUAUUAAAAUGCAUGCUGUUUUUUAAAGUAUGUUUUACAUGUACUGUGCAUGCUUACAGAACUGCAAGCUCACAGCUCUUCUUAAUUGUUGAAAUUUUAAUUCUUUUUUGCACAAAUUCUGCUGUACUUUAAUUUGUAAAAGGGAUUUCAUCCUGUUAAGGUUAAUUUACUGUAUGUAGACAGUGUUUGGAAACAAGUGAAACAUUUCUAGCUAUAGAUAUUUAGAUUUAAAAAAAAAAAAAACAUAACUCCACUGUGGUGACAAAGUGACUAAAUUUCCAUUUUUCCUGGACUUUAUGUAUUUUACAAAUACAGAAUAUGAGACUUAAAUUCUUCCCCCCAAAUGGAUUUACAGUCUCUUGGAAUACAUGUGUUUAUUAAGGAGUUAUCUGGUGAAAAAUAAUGACAUUUUAGGACCAUGGACAAAAGGCUCAGUCUAGCGAAACUCAGGAAAAAAAACUUUUAACCAUUUAUUUGGUUUGGUUUAAUGGGCUGUGCAGUACUUGUUUGCAUCAAGCAUGUACAGUGUAUCCUGGUUUAUAAAACACUGAAUUUUCAUUACUAAAACUGCUGGUUAAUGAUACAGGUUGUUAAAGAUCUUCACAGCUCUGUGAGGGUUACUGCAGGAAGAAGUGUGUCUACUAUCUCAGUAAUGGUAAAUCACAAACUGUAGUCCUAACCCCUUUAUUUCUCUCUCUCUGUCUCUGUCUCUUGCUCUCACUUGCACACACUCUAAUGUUGGUCUCUCCUAAUAAAAUAGUUCUUCUAUUAAAUAUUCACAA